AUGAAGUAUGUCCAGGUGUGCAAAGCACUCUACGACUAUGAAGCUCGCACUGUCGACGAAAUCACCAUCCAUGAGAACGAUGUCUUGUACGUUAUCGAGAAGGAGGACGAUGAAUGGUGGAGAGCCGAGUUAAAGUCAUCAGACGAUUCGCCCCAUAUUGGUCUUGUGCCAGCCAACUAUCUCGCCGAGUGGGAACCUGUUGGUGUUGUGCGUGCUGAAUAUGACUAUACCGCUCAGCAUGAAGAGGAAUUAUCGUUUCAUGAAGGAGAUGAGAUGCUGGUGCUCGAGAAUGAUGAUCCGGAUUGGCUUCUUGUAAAGCACAAGCAUACCAAUGAUGUGGGAUUGGCUCCAAGCAACUAUGUUCAAGAUGCUACUACUACCGCCGCUGCUGCUGCUGCUGCACCACCCGCUACGACGACUACUUCUACCCCAGCAGCAACAGACCACGUUACACAAAGCCCCGUGCAUGAUGAUGCUCACAUAGACGACACUCCUUCAGCACCUACGCCUCCAUCCUUAUCAGUGGACACAUCACGUCAGGCUGAAAUAGCAGCAGAGGAUGAUGCUCAAUCUUGGCUUGUGCACGAAUAUGAUCCCGUCAAAAAGAAGAAAAAGAAGAGCAAGGGCAAUCUGCUUGUGGGAACAGGGAUGCUAUGCUAUGGAAGUGAGACUGAUAAGGCUUUGCCGGUUCAACAACAUCCCAUCUUGGACGUGACAAAGUAUCUUUUCGAUGGCAAAACCUUGCAUAUUGAGAUUGGUGGUCAACAACCCAGUGAGCUACAUCUUCAAGCAUCCUCAAAGUCUGAAGCAAAAGCAAUCAUGGUCAAGAUUUCAGAUUCACGUACAAUCGCUCAAAAGGCCGGUGUUCGUGUUGCUCCAGAAUCAUCAAUCGCUUCGCCCCAACAACAACAACAACAACAACAGGACCAUGAACCAACCCCAGUCAUGCCACCACGUCCAACAGCGGCAGCAGCAGCAGCACCUCCACCUCCAGAACCUGAAUCACGCCAUGCAAUCAUCAUGUAUACAUUUGCAGCAGAAGGGGGUGAUGAGAUAUCCGUUAAUGAAGGUGAUCAUGUGACCGUAUUGAUGGAUGAUCGUCAAGAUGGCUGGUGCACCAUUCGAACUCAACAUGGUGAACAAGGCAUUGUACCAGAGACCUAUGUGGAAAUGCAAGAUCAUGAUAAUGAUGCACCAACAACCAUCAAUGAGCAGCGACCUUCCAUACCAGAUCCUUCACAAACGAUGGCUAUGCAAAGGCAACGUGAAGAGGAACUUCGACGACGACAACAGCAAGAAGAAGAGGAACGUGCACAGCGAGCUCGAGAACGACAAGAAGAAGAGGAAAGGCAGCAAGCAGCCAAGAGAGAACAAGAGGAAAAUGAACGUCGACGAAAGCUUCAGGAGGCUGCUCAAAGAGCUGAAGUAAUGAGACAGCGUCAAUUACAGCAAAGCAAAGCAACGCAACCAUCAUUGCAAAGAGCACCUUCUUCAGCAGCUCGAUCACAAUCGUCAGCACGUGUACAAGAUUUACAGAAGCCUGAUUUCGAUAGAGUACGAACGUGGACCGAUCGUAGUGGUGCGUUUCGAGUCGAUGCCCAAUUUUUGGCGUUCUAUGAUGGCAAAUUCCGUUUACACAAGACCAAUGGUGUCAAAAUUGAUGUCCCUAUGGAUAAGAUGAGCACACAGGAUGUGCAAUGGGUGGAACGGAAGUUGGGACGUAGUAUCAGCAAAGGACGUACUGGAUCGACUAUUAUCCAAGAUGAUGAUGACGCACCUGUAAUGCCUCCACGACCUAGUGCAACUACUGCUACUGCUACGCCAUCGACACCACCACCUGCUGCUGCUGCUUCUUCAUCCAGCAACACUGUUGCCGAACAACCCAAGCCAAUCUUUGCCAAAAAGGAGCCAAAGAAAGUGAACCGAGCGUGGGAUUGGUUUGAUUGGUUUAUGAUGAUUGGCAUUCCAAUGGAGGCAUCACUCAAGUAUUCAGCGAGUUUUCAAUCGGAUAAGCUUGAUGACAGUGAUAUUCCCAAUCUCACCCACAAGAGGAUCAAAAUGCUUGGUGUCUCUGAAAAGCAUACCCGCCGAAUCGAGCGAUACAUUGAAACAGAAAAGGUGGAACCUCUUUCGGAUGAAGAAGGCAAUCAAGAUGAAACGAAUCAACGUAAUGCAGAGAAUGAUGAUGAGGCAUUCGCAAGACGACUUCAUCGUGAAUUGAAUGGUGCGGAUGCUGCUGGUUCUUCUUCUUCAGCUCCUGUGCAAGCUCAACGUCCAUCAGAACCUGAAAAGAAGCAACCACCACCACAACCAGCUAUUCAUCCUGAUUUGGUCGAUUUUGUUGGCACUCAAUUUACAGGAGCUCCCGCUGAACAACAAAAGCAACCUCAGAAAGCUGCAGGUGAUUUGAUUGGAUUUCAAGAUGAUGCUUGGGCUCCUCGCGAUACAUCAUCGAAUUCUCCUUCUCAACCAGCCGCUGUCGAGCAACCACAACCCCCGCAACCACCACAGCAGCAGGCAUCUGCCACUGGUGGAACCACGAUUACCAAUGCUAGACUACAGCAACAAAUCCAAGAGCUACAACAGCAACAGCAACAAAAGCUUCAACAAGAACAGCAGCAACAAAUACAACAGCAAUUGCAGCAACUACAACAGCAACAGCAACAGCUUCAACAGCAGCUUCAAGAACAACAGCUUCGACAACAACAACAACAGCAGCUACAAGCUUCUCAAAUGGUUCAACAAAACAUGACACCACCUAUUCAGCAGCAACCCCAGCCUGUGUUUUCGUCACAACCACCACCACCAAGACAGCGGCCGGUAUCCGCUAUCAAGCAUUUGGCAGAUCCUACCUUGAGUCGUUGGCAGGAGCAAUCUCCACAACAAUCCAUGGCCCAUCUCCAACAACAGCCCACGGGUUAUAUGAACCAACAGCAGAUGAUGCAACCUAAUCUUACUGGUAUUCAACCACCUUAUCAACAACAGCAACAUCAGCUACAUUCUAUGGCUACGGGUCCUGUAUCUUCCAUGCAAUCACCAACAUCCUUUACACAACCAUCGAUUCCCGCUCAUCAACCAAUGAUGCAACCACCACAACAACAACAGCAGCAAUUCCCCAACCAAACAGGUUUUAUCCAGAGCCAACCUACUGCUGGUGGUCGUCAUUGGCAAAUAGCAACGCCUGAUAAUCCUUUUGGAUCACCCAUGGAUGCACUUUCACCUUUAAGCCCUCAACGUACGGGUGCAGUCCAAUUCUCCACACCAAGCACAAGCAUGUUUACGAAUGCCAACUCUGUACAGGCACCACCCCCUGUUAAUUAUUUACAACCCCAAAUGACUGGUAUCCAGGCACAAAUGACGGGUCUGCAACCACAAAUGACCGGUGUUCCAUCAUCGCAGCAGCAUGAUCAAUCAUUUUCUGUUUUUACUCCGGAAGGAUCGUUGGCUUAUGGACAAACUGGAUUUUCCCAACAACAACAACAGAAUCGUGGAUGGUAG
Messenger RNA from Lichtheimia ornata, 3498 nucleotides. RefSeq lists its product as uncharacterized. Bases 1 to 3498 code for a protein of 1165 amino acids. The transcript has 9 exons. Lineage: Eukaryota; Fungi; Mucoromycota; Mucoromycetes; Mucorales; Lichtheimiaceae. Gene Ontology annotation, molecular function: cytoskeletal protein binding; protein-macromolecule adaptor activity; ubiquitin binding. The record is from RefSeq and is a predicted model, not a curated record.